CUCACCUUCGCUUUUCCGUCUUUUAUAGACGUGUCUCUCUUUUGAACCAACUCCAGUCACUCCUUCCAGGACCCAAAGCACACAUCCGCAGAAUUGAUUUCUGCCUGGUUUUCCUUCGCAGCAUCAAUAUCCGGCAAAACACAACGCUCCCGUCCUACACAGCAGUACCAGGAACUGUGAAGCCUUAGCAAUCUACCGACUAAGAAAAGAGCAAGGAACACGCCGUCGUCCAACAUGAUGAAGCUCACUGUUGCUUUCCUCGCCGCCCUUGCGGCUGCGGACGCCGCUCACGUCCACGGCCGUCAUGUCCGCCGGGACGGAUACGGCUAUGGUGGUGGAUAUGGCGAGUCGUCUGCUCUUCCUCUGACCAACGGCACCACUCCAGCUGCUUCGACCCCUGCUGGCAUUGAGAGCACUGCUCUGCCCGCCGAGUCGUCUACCGGCGCUCCUUGCGGAAUAUACGGAGCGCCCGCCUGCAGCGAGACCCCCGCGGCCUCCAGCACGGGUGCCGUAGUGGAGGCCACCUCGUCCACCCUUCCUUCAUUCGUGCUCCCCGGCACCGGCUCCUCCUCUGUCGCCGCCGAGACUCCCUCUUCCCUGCCAUCCUUCCCCGGCACUGGAACUGGCGCAGUCCCGACUUUCCCAAGGCUACGGCACGUACCGCAAGCGCUUUGGCCUCUUCUAAGCUAAGCGUUUUAUGACCGGACGAUGAUGUGAGGGGAUGCUAUUUCACUUCUCGUACACUUCGAGUGUAAAAGGCCUGUGGUCCUUGCACACAUGUCUUUAAGCAUUGGUCACUUGACCUCUUUCUUUCCGUCUGGGUUCCGCUGCUCCUGUUCUUGAUGGGCAGGAGCAGAGGGAAUGU
Trematosphaeria pertusa is the source of this 865-nucleotide messenger RNA. RefSeq lists its product as uncharacterized. NCBI's taxonomy places the organism in Eukaryota, Fungi, Ascomycota, Dothideomycetes, Pleosporales, Trematosphaeriaceae. The transcript has 2 exons. The record is from RefSeq and is a predicted model, not a curated record. The coding region runs from base 235 to 690 and encodes 151 amino acids.